Molecule: messenger RNA, 782 nt
Organism: Solenopsis invicta (red fire ant)
Lineage: Eukaryota; Metazoa; Arthropoda; Insecta; Hymenoptera; Formicidae
Exons: 1
Coding region: 12-782 (256 amino acids)
Molecular function (GO): catalytic activity
Source: RefSeq, a predicted model, not a curated record
AUGGACCUAUAAUGUCUUGCCAUCGCCUUCUCCAGACCAAUGUGAACCACUCCGCCAGGGCACAAGAUCUUCUAUUCCAGACUAUGGCGGAGUGGAACAUCGAGGUGGCAAUCGUGGCCGAGCCCUAUGUGGCCGAGCCCUAUGCCGUCUCCUCUGCCGACAACAGGUGGCGGGGCGACACGGCGGGGCUGGUCGCGAUUGUCAGCAAAGGAGGUAGCGCCGCCUCCUCCCUCGUCCCUCUAUCGAGGGGCGAGGGAUACGUCGCCUGCCGAUGGGGAAGCAGGGCCAUCGUGGGGGUUUAUAUCUCCCCCAACAUCUCGCCCGAAGAAUUUGAGACACAAAUCGAGGAGGUCGAGGAAGUCGUCCGCCGCCUGCAGCCAGGUUGGGUGCUGGUGGCGGGCGACUUUAACGCGAGGUCCGUCGACUGGGCUGGCCCAGUCACGGACACUAUGGGCGAGUUGUUGGGGGACUGGGCCGCCGCACUGGACCUCCACGUGGUCAAUAGGGGGUCGGUCCCUACCUGUGUGGCGGCCCGAGGGAGCUCCAUCGUGGACAUAACGAUGGGCUCCCCUAAGGCGCACGGCGAAAUCACCGAAUGGUCGGUCUCGGAUGAGGAGACCCUAUCCGACCACCGGUACAUAGUGAUGGAGGUCUCCUUACCGAGUCCGGUAAGAGAACCCUGCGCCCGGCCCGAGAGGCCAGAGGGUGCCCCCUCCCCGCGAUGGUCUCUGAAACAUCUAGAUCGGGACUUGGCGAUGACCGCUGCCAUCGCCAAGUCCUGA